UCGAUUCGAUCACAAAACUACUACUAGUAGUAGCAGCAGCAGUAGUAAUACAUCCAUCCAUCCAAGCUCCAGCAACAAUGGCGCAGGCGACGAUCUCACCUCAGGCCGGACAAAUAGAAUCUUACAGAUUACCCAGCGGCCAUCUCAUACCUUCCAUUGGCGUCGGCACCUGGAAAUCUCAAUCCCCCCGCGACUGCGUUCAGAAAGCACUAAUUGAGGGUGGGUACAGGCACGUGGAUACAGCCGCCAAAUAUGGAGUCGAGCACGAGGUCGGAACCGGAAUCAGGGCAGCAAUCCACGCCGGAAUCGAAAGAACUGCCCUAUUUGUUACAUCCAAGAUUUGGUACUUUUACUUGUCUUCAAGGUGUUCGAUUAAAUUCCUGACUGGGACAACACAGCACACCACCAUAUUCAUUAAUUAUUAUUUGAUUUACAUUUACAGGUGCACUGAUUUGAGCCCUGAAAGAGUACGCCCUGCGUUGCAGAAGACAUUGAAAGAAAUGGGCCUCGAUUAUCUUGAUCUCUAUCUCAUCCACUGGCCGUUCCGGCUGCGGGAGGGAUCGGACAAGGCAGGGGAUGUGUUGGAUAUGGACAUGGAAGGGGUGUGGAGGGAGAUGGAGAAGCUUGUUAAAGACAACCUUGUAAGAAGCAUUGGUGUCUGCAAUUUCACCAUCAAGAAACUGAGCCAUCUCCUGAGCUUUGCAGAGAUCAAACCUUCUGUUUGCCAGAUGGAGAUGCACCCUGGAUGGAGGAACGACAAGAUGCUCCAUUUCUGCAACAAAAAUGGCGUCCACGUCACUGCGUAUUCGCCUUUGGGGUCUCAGGAGGGGGGCCGCGAUCUGAUCCAUGAUCCGACGGUGGAGAAGAUAGCAAGAAAGCUGAACAAGAGCCCUGGGCAGGUGCUGGUGAGGUGGGCACUACAGAGGGGGACGAGUACAAUUCCUAAAUCCAAUUCUCCCGACAGGAUCCUCGAGAAUAUUCAUGUUUUUAAUUGGGAGAUUCCUCAGCAGGACUUUGAAGCUCUCUGCAACAUCCCAGAUCAGAAACGUGUGUUGGAUGGGGAGGCCUUGUUUGUGAACAAGAAUGAUGGACCUCUCAAAAGUGUAGCAGAUGUUUGGGAUCAUGAAGAUUGAUUUAAUUCAUAGUUUGGGAAUUUUACUGUCAAUUUAGGGUUUUUUUUUUUUUUUCCUGAGAUAGUAUAUAAUAAGAAACACAUUAUCAAUCUUUAGGCACAAACCAUGUAUGUAUAUAUAGUAUAUAUAUAUUUGUUUAAUUGCAAGACAAAAAUUAGAUCAGUACUAAA
Andrographis paniculata is the source of this 1303-nucleotide messenger RNA. RefSeq names its product aldose reductase. Bases 78 to 1133 code for a protein of 351 amino acids. NCBI's taxonomy places the organism in Eukaryota, Viridiplantae, Streptophyta, Magnoliopsida, Lamiales, Acanthaceae. Gene Ontology annotation, molecular function: aldose reductase (NADPH) activity. The transcript has 5 exons. Gene Ontology annotation, cellular component: cytosol. The record is from RefSeq and is a predicted model, not a curated record.